Molecule: messenger RNA, 598 nt
Organism: Frankliniella occidentalis (western flower thrips)
Lineage: Eukaryota; Metazoa; Arthropoda; Insecta; Thysanoptera; Thripidae
Exons: 4
Coding region: 142-546 (134 amino acids)
Source: RefSeq, a predicted model, not a curated record
GGCCGGGCCCGAUUGGUCCCUGCGAGGGCCCAGGACCCCCCUCCUCCCUCCCGCCCCCCUGCUCCCUGCCUCCCUCUCCGUCGUCGUUGCCGGAGCUUCCCCCGAGCCGCCGCCAGGAAGGAGCGCGCCACCGUCGUCCCGAUGGGCCGUCCGUCUCGUCCGUCGUCCGUCUGGCCGGACCGGCCGGCCGCGUGGCCCUGGCCUCGCGCAGGGAGGCUCUUGUUGUGUUGCGAGCGAAAGGGGUUGGGGUCGCGGACUCCAACCCCCUACAGUGUCCUGCAACGCCGGGGGUCACCGCCCGCCGCGUCCAGUGGUCGCCGGGACCGAGACUCCACGCAGCACUGUGUCGACGGGUGGGAUCUGCACUUCAUAGUGUGGCGCCGCCGGAUGUCGGAUGCGGGCUGCAGGAGCUGGCAGGUCAGCAUACGCGGAGGUCAGUCACUGCGUGUGACAGAAUGCAGCGUCAGACAUUGUGGUCAGGUCAAGGGCACGGAAACAAAAGACUCAACUCGAGCUGGUAAAACAAGUAGGAUAUCUAGCCUUUAAGGGCACUAAAGCGCCAAAGGCUUUGACAGUUCGUUUUUUUGAAAUAUUUUUC